GCUUUUCUGAGUGCUUCUCCGGCAGAUCUAUGCCUUUACUAUUCCGCCGGGCAAUCCUCUGCUAAAAAAUAGUGGAGUGGGUAGGUAGGCUGCCAAGGCUGACCAAAUUUGCCUCCUCUAGGUAUUCUUUUUUUCGAGGUGACCAAUUCUUUUUUUUAAGUGUGCCACUGAAGACGUGAGUCAUUUGAAUGCAUGGUCUAACUGGAUUGGAACCUCCCGCUUUUAAAGAAGAUUUUUACAGGGCGUUAGUGGAGGAAUUUUGAAUUGUCUAUUGAAGAACUGACAUCAGGAUGUAAAUUGGGCUUUUUCUUCAAUUUUCACUCUAAGCCUUCUCAUAUACUUUAAAACAGAGCGGUGUCGAGGCUAAAUGUUGUAAAAGGCGGUGGAGAGAGCUGCAAAAACCGCGGAAUCAUCUAUGGAAUAAUUUUUUUUUUUUUUUUUUUUUUUUUUUGUAGAAAUGCAAGGGAUUCCUUGGCUGUGUCAGGCAAGGUUACCAGGCUACUAUUUAAAAAGCCUUGCUGGACCAAGGAUCAUUCCCAGGGUUUCUUUUAACAUUACUGUCUGACAAAAAACCUGGAUAACGUGGACUCUAUCUGCAAAAUGAGUGUCUGUUUAAUUGAAUCAACCACAUGAGUAGCCUCUAAAUUGAGGUCACGUCAAGACUGGGAAGAAGACCAUUUCAAUAACCUCAUCUAGCUAAUAAAAGCUAGAUUAGUUUGUAUUUUAAUAAUCUGUCAUUGAGACACGACGACAAAAUGGAUAACAAGGUCUUUGCUCCAUUGCUGGAGGAAUUCAUGCUUACUCCUUUGGUCGCCUGGGUGAAGACAGUCGGACAAUUAUCUACCAAGGAUGGUAGUAAACUGUCGGAAUAUGUUGAAUUAGUGGACGGUGUAUAUCUGAACGAGAUCAUGCUGGAGAUAAAUCCUAAAGCCACUGUUCAGAGGACCAACAAGAAAGUGAACAAUGACUCCACUCUGCGGAUCCAAAAUCUCUCCAUCUUGAUUCGUCAGAUUAAGACAUACUACCAAGAAACUCUUCAGCAGCUGGUCAUGAUGCCCCUGCCCAACGUGCUGGUGCUGGGCAGAAAUCCUCUGAGCGAGCAAGGUCUGGAGGAGAUGAAGAAGAUGCUCUUGCUGUUGCUGGGUUGUGCGGUCCAGUGUGAGAAAAAAGAGGAAUACAUUGAGAGGAUCCAGACUCUGGACUUUGACACAAAAGCAGCCAUCGCCUCACACAUUCAGGAGGUCACCCACAACCAGGAGAACGUUCUGGACCUGCAGUGGCUGGAAGGCGGCGAGUCUCUCCCCGAGGACCUGGACUCCUUUUCCAGGAGCAUGGCGUUCCACCUCAAGCGCCUGGUGGACGAGCGCGACGACCAGCUGGAGACCAUCGUGGAGCUGACCCAGGAGAGGGACUGUGGGCAAUACUCCCCUCCAGCCCCAUAUGCUCAGUCUCCUGGCGACUCGCCCAGCAUGCGUCGCACCGAGAGCCGACAGCAUCUCUCUGUGGAGCUGGCCGAUGCUAAAGCAAAGAUCCGACGCAUCCGACAGGAGCUUGAGGAGAAGAGCGAGCAGUUGCUAGACUGCCGACAGGAACUGGAGAACAUGGAGUCUGAGCUGAAGAGGAUUCAGCAGGAGAACCUGCAGCUGCUGUCUGACGCACGCUCGGCAAGGGCCUACCGGGACGAACUGGACGCUCUGCGAGAGAAGGCCAUUAAAGUGGACAAGCUCGAGAGUGAAGUUGGCCGCUACAAGGAGAGACUACAUGACAUUGAGUUCUACAAAGCCAGGGUGGAGGAGCUGAAGGAGGACAACCAGGUGCUGCUGGAGACCAGCAUGCUGGAGGACCAGCUGGAGGGCAACCGAGCGCGCUCGGACAAGCUGCACGAGCUGGAGAAGGAGAACCUGCAGCUCAAGGCCAAGAUCCACGACAUGGAGAUGGAGCGGGACAUGGACCGUAAGCGCAUCGAGGAGCUGCUGGAGGAGAAUCUGACGCUGGAGAUGGCUCAGAAGCAGAGCAUGGAUGAGUCCCUGCACUUGGGCUGGGAGCUGGAGCAGCUCUCCAAGACGCCCGACCUCACAGAGGUACCUCAGAAGUCUCUGGGCCAUGAGGUGAACGAGUUGACGUCGAGCCGUCUGCUGAAGCUGGAGAAGGAGAACCAGGAGCUGCUGAAGACCGUGGAGGCGCUGAAGGGAGACGAGCCCGGCGAACGCCUCCGCAAGGCUGACCGUGAGGUCAACAGGCUCACACAGAGGCUGGAGCAGCUGGAGGCUGAGUUGCGUGUGGACAGGGAGAGCCUGCGGAACGCGGAGAACCUGAGUACAGACCUGAUGAAGGAGAAGGCCCAGCUGGAGAAGACCCUGGAGAUGCUGAGGGAGAACUCGGAGAGACAGGUGAAGGGGCUGGAGCAGGAGAACGAGCACCUGAACCAGACCGUUUCCUCCCUGCGGCAGCGCUCGCAGGUGGGCGCGGAGGCGCGCGUCAAGGACGUGGAGAAGGAGAACCGCGUCCUGCACGAGUCCAUCAAGGAGACCAGCGGCAAGCUCAACAAGCUGGAGUUCGAGCGCAAGCAGCUGCGCAAGGACGUGGAGCUGUACCGGGAGAAGGGCGAACGCGCCGAGGAGCUGGAGAUGGACAUGCAGCGGCUGGAGCGCGAGAACGAGACGCUGCAGAAGCGCCUGGCCUCACUGGGCAUCACCUGCGAGAGAGUGGAGGCGCUGGAGAAGGAGAACGCCGAGCUGGAGGCCGAGAGCCGCAAGCUGAAGAAGAAGGUGGACUCUCUGCGAGGGACGGCGUUCCAACUGGAGGCCCUGGAGAAGGAGAACGCGCAGCUGGACGAGGAGAACCUGGAGCUGCGGCGCGCGACGGAGAACCUCCGCUCGGUUGGCUCCAAGGCGGCGCAGCUGGAGAUGGAGAACCGCGAGCUGGAGAACGAGAGGAGCCAGCUGAAGCGAAGCCUGGAGCUCCUCAAGGCCUCGUCCAAGAAGAGCGAGCGUCUGGAGGCCAGCUACCAGGGCCUGGACACGGAGAACCAGCGGCUCCAGAAGGCGCUGGAGAACAGCAGCCGCAAGAUCCAGCAGCUGGAAGGGGAACUCCAGGACGUGGAGUCCGAGAACCAGAGCCUGCAGCGCAGCCUGGAGGAGCUGAAAAUCUCCAGCAAGCGCCUGGAGCAGCUCGAGCAGGAGAACAAGGUGCUGGAGCAGGAGAGCUCGCAGCUGGAGAAGGACAAGAAGCAGCUGGAGAAGGAGAACAAGAGGCUGAGGCAGCAAGCCGAGAUCAGGGACUCCAAGCUGGACGACGACAACCAGCGGAUCUCCCAUCUCGAGAAGGAGAAUCGGGUCCUCAACAAGGAAGUGACCACACUGAAAGACUCAUGCAACAGGGUCAAAGACCUGGAGAAGGAGAAUAAGGAGAUGGUCAAACAGGCCACCAUUGAUAAGAAGACACUGGUUACGUUGAGAGAGGAACUGGUGAGUGAGAAACUGAAGACCCAGCAGAUGAACAACGAUCUGGAGAAACUGACUCACGAACUGGAGAAAAUUGGCCUCAACAAGGAGCGUCUGCUGCAUGACGAACAGAGCUCUGAUGACCGGUACAAACUGUUGGAGUCCAAACUGGAGUCGACGCUCAAGUCCUCGCUGGAGAUCAAAGAGGAGAAGAUCGCCGCCCUGGAGGCCAGACUGCAGGAGUCCUCCAACCUCAAUCAGCAGCUACGGCAGGAGCUCAAAACAGUGAAAAAGAACUAUGAGGCCCUGCGCCAGAGGGAAGAGGAAGAGCGCAUGGUGCAGAGCUCGCCCUCUAGAGGCGGGGAGGACUCCCAGGUGGUCCACAAGUGGGAGAAGGAGAGCCAGGAGGCCACGCGGGAGCUGCUCAAGGUCAAGGAUCGCCUCAUCGAGGUCGAGAGGAAUAACGCCACCCUGCAGGCGGAGAAGCAGGCGCUGCGCUCGCAGCUGAAGCAGCUGGAGACCCAGAGCAGCAACCUGCAGGCGCAGAUCCUGGCCCUGCAGCGGCAGACGGCCUCCCUGCAGGAGAACAACACCACCCUGCAGACCCAGAACGCCAAGCUACAGGUGGAGAACUCGACGCUGAACUCCCAGAGUGGCGCGCUGAUGGCUCAGACGGCGCAGCUGCAGAGCCAGCAGUCGAGCGCGGAGGGCGAGCGCGACGGGGCACUGCGCGAGCGCGAGGAGCUGCGCUCCACCUACGAGCAGCUGCUCCGCGACCACGAGAAGCUGGCCGCGCUGCACGAGCGGCAGGCGGCCGAGUACGAGGCCCUCAUCGGCAAACACGGCGGCCUCAAGAGCACCCACAAGAGCCUGGAGGUGCAGCACCGCGACCUGGAGGACAGGUACAACCAGCUGCUGAAGCAGAAGGACCAGUUGGAGGAGCUGGAGAAGGCCCUGAAGGUGGAACAGGAGAAAAUGCUGACCGAGAACAAGAACCACGAGGCCACCGCCGCCGAGUACCGCAAGCUGAAGGACGAGAAUGACCGGCUCAACCAGACGUACCAGCAGCUGGUGAAGGAGAACGAGGGCCUGCAGUCUGACCACAAGACCGUGAAGAGCCAGCUGAACGCCGCCAAGCUGGAGCAGACUCGUCUGGAGGCCGAGUUCUCCAAGCUCAAGGAGCAGUAUCAGCAGCUGGACAUCACCUCCACCAAACUGACCAAUCAGUGUGAGCUACUGAGCCAGCUGAAGGGGAACCUGGAGGAGGAGAACCGGCACCUGCUUGACCAGAUCCAGACCCUGAUGCUGCAGAACCGGACACUGUUGGAACAGACCAUGGAGAGCAAGGACCUGUUCCACGUGGAGCAACGACAAUACAUUGACAAACUGAACGAGCUGAGGAGACAGAAGGAGAAAUUGGAAGAGAAAAUAAUGGACCAGUACAAGUUCUACGACCCCUCGCCUCCACGCAGACGGGGCAACUGGAUCACCCUGAAGAUGAAGAAGUUGAUCAAGCCCAAGAGCCGCGAGCGCAUGCGCUCUCUGACCCUGACGCCCACGCGCUCCGAUUCCAGCGAGGGCUUCCUGUCCGUGCCACUGGACAGCCAGGACAGCUCGUCGAUAGGCUCCGGCUCCAACUCGCUCGACGACACGCUCACGCACAAGAGGAGCAACAGGAAGAGAAUGCAGCACACCCUAUCGCAGGGUUCCUCGACUGCCCUGAAGCGGCUGCCCUUUAUGAGGAACAGGCCCAAGGAGAAAGACAAAGUGAAGGCCAUCUACCGUCGGUCCAUGUCAAUGAACGACCUGCUCCAGACCAUGGCGCAGGCCGGGGGCCAGUGGGCCGGAAGCACCGACAACCUGGACGGCCCGGAGGAGUCAGCCCCGGCAGGCCAGCGCAUGAAGGAGCUGGGCUCCAUGGCCUACUCCACCAACGCCAUCAACUACGCCACCCUCAGCCUGCCCGCCGGACACAGGAGCAAGCAGAAGCUCAAAAACAAAGACAACGCUUCCUAUGAGGACGUCACCCCUACAUCCUCAGAGGACCCCAGUGGAACACGAGCACAAGGCCUGCAGCUCAUUAGCAGGGCCAAGGCGCUCUGUCCCUCCUCCUCCCUCGCCUCAUCCACCAUGUGCCGAGUCCCCUGUAACAUCUGUACCUCCAGACCCGCCCGUCUCCAUAGUAGCAGGACCACCAACACUAGCAUUAGCUAUAAUAACUCCUUCCCCUUCUCCUCGCCUUUCAGUGUCAAAGGCGCGGCGGUCAACGGCAACCUGAGCCGGCCACACAGCGAGAGCAGCGGCGAGUUCAGCCUGAGCCUGGACACGGAGAUGGGCUCCAGCGGCAGCAGCCCCGUCCAGCGGUCAACCCACCAGAGUCCACUGCAGCUACGCAAGGCCCCGGAUGCCUCGGCCGGCCAGGUCCGCAGCAGGAAGGCCGGGUCACUCGGCAGCGAGGUAGUCUCUCUGCAGCAGUUCCUGGAAGAGAGUGUAGAGCCGGCGGAGUCGGGCAGCCAGGAGAACCUGACGGUGGAUUCCCCGCGCCUGUCGGGUGGCACUGAGCACGUGCAGAAGGAACGCGUGAAGGGCCGGGGCAUCCUGCGCUCCUCCAGCGGCCGAGUGUCGAGCGCGGGCAGUGGAGACAGCAGCGCCGGUCAAUCGCGUACCAGCGGCACCGUCCGCCCCAGCCUGCGUAAGGCGGAGAGCACGCGGGUCAAGGGCUCAGCCGCUCCCCGGUCCAGCCUCUCGACACAGGGCAAGGCCGUGUCCGUGUGCGAGCGGCUCGACUCGGCGGCGUCCUCGGGGGCGUCCGGUGCCGGUCUGCCGCGCGCCAGCAGCGUCAUCUCCACGGCCGAGGGCACCACGCGCCGCACCAGCAUCCACGACCUGCUGUCCAAGGACAGCCGGCAGCCCGUCUCUGUCGACCCCUCGCCCAAGGUGACCGCCAAGGCGCCGCGGCCGCUUCCUGCCGGCGAGUCCAGUGAGUACCAGCACCAUCACCAGCCCUACCCCCUGCUGACCAAUCCACGCCCACACUCUCAGUCUCACGCGUCACCACAGUCCAGCACCUCUGCUGCCCCACUGCUGCCCAAGUCCGUCAGCAUGCCCUGCACAGGCCUCACCCCCGCCCUAGGCCCUGAGGAGCCAGAGCUGUCCAGCCUGCAGGCCUUCCUAGGGCCCUCGUUCACCGUAGAUUCCGUUUUCAUGGACUCCAUCUUUAGCGAGCCGGUGUUCACGGGCAGUGGUAAGAACCAGGCCAUUCUCUCCCUCAACACCUCGCUGGUCAGUAACAUCAGUGGGCCGCCCCCCAAAGCCAAUCCCAAAGCCGGCCAGCCUAACGGGCAGCUGAACUCCACCAACUUGGCCAAUUGUAAGCCAGAGGGGGAAGGCAAUGGUGCAGAUCAUGUGAUUGGCACUGACCAAUCGCCUCCUGUGAGCUCAGAUGACAGCCAAUCACUGUGGUAUGAGUAUGGCUGUGUGUAAAUGUGGGUGUGCUGCGGUACAAUGUUUUGUCCUGCUUCUUUCUUCAUUUCAGGUGCAACCUCUGCAUGAUUGCUUUAACCCAAUCAUGUUAUUUUUUUAAAAAUUAUUAUUAUUUUGUUGCCGUUGUCUUCCACUAUGUUUCCCUUACUUGAAGUUCACAACACUAUGCUUACCCUUUGGUUUGGUGUUUCUUUAAUUCAGUGGGUGUCCCCUCGACAAGCCUCUAACUGUUUAAUCAGUCUGUCUGAUCUGGUCUGUUCUGGCUUGUAUGGAAACUGUUCCCUGUUUGCAUGCAUGCCAUUGUAAACCCCCCGUUGGGUCCUGAGUGAUUCUCAAACCCCUUGUUCAUUUGUUCUUGUCUUUUUUCAUUUUUUUUUUCCUCUUCACAAUGUGUUUUGGUAUGAAUAUAAGCUUCUCACAAAUAACAGAAGUUACACAAGCACGUUAGAAACGGAGCAGAAGCAUUAAUAUUCCAAGUUCCCCUUAAUAUCACCCCUCUUGAAGCUCAUGUUGCCAAACUUAGCAGGAACUGUGCUACUUUGACAUUUAAAUUAAGCAAUUAGGCUUGUAGAACAAGUCCCUUGAUGGUAUGCCCUGCCCAAUGAAGGACUAUCUUGGAGCAUAUUGAACAGGCUAAAUAGCUUGUGAACUUUAGUUCUAAUCUAUGUAAUAUGACUUGGCCUUUUAGAAAAUUCAUUAUUAUUGAAAUACUCUUCCCAAACAUUUUGGUCAGCUUGUGUUUUGUGUCAUUGUUUUGUUUAGGUAUGUGGGAUGUGUAUCUUGUUCAAAAACCUUUUUCCCUCAUCUGAUACAUAAUUAACCUUUUCCACACAUUAUGCAAGGCUAAUACACAGCCUUUUCACUGCACUGCAUGGCUUCAGAAGGUCAUUGUGUUGAUCUUGACCCUCCAUUUUGAUUAACUUAAAUCAAAAUGAGUCAUUGUUAUUGUUCUUUGUGGGUUGUCCUGUUGGUCUGUUUGUUCCUUCCACUUCAGAUUCAGCGCAGUGUUGCGGUUGCACUUGAGCUGUCUGUGUUCUCAUAAAAUACAAUCAGUGUGGAGCAAUCAUUCAUACAAUGGCCUGGAUGCAGAGAAAGACACACACACACACACACACACACAAUCUAGUAAAACAUUUGAUAAAAGUGGUCGGUAAAAGUUGGAAUUCAUGAACAUGGCAAUUAUGCUGGCUGUACAAAAUGUUGUCUCAAGUGUUGAAUGUAUCAUUGGAGAGAACAUGGGGAAUCUUCCUUUUUUAUUUAUGAUGGCUCCCCUGUCUACACUUACAGGGAUUCUUGCGGCUUAAUUUGAAGAGCAGUUAGUGUUCAUUGCCAAAUACACGUUAACUUAAACAUAGUGAAUUCAGCUAGAAAUUGCGCUGACAGGAAAGCAGUAGCAGGUGAUUGUGUUCGUGUAGAUUGUGUAGCUGCUUUUUAUAUUUAUUUUAAAUUGUUCUCCGGCGUCAUUAAAUGCAACUUCUAUUUAUCGUGUACAUAUAAAAAUAUCUAUAAAAAACCUUUAGCGCUUUUUAUCCAGUUAAACUUUGACAUGCCUUUGUUCCGCAGAUGCGCAAGUGUCACAAGAGCGCAGAAAG
This is a messenger RNA of Alosa alosa (allis shad), 8518 nucleotides long. RefSeq names its product girdin-like. Gene Ontology annotation, cellular component: centrosome; cytoplasm. The record is from RefSeq and is a predicted model, not a curated record. Lineage: Eukaryota; Metazoa; Chordata; Actinopteri; Clupeiformes; Clupeidae. Gene Ontology annotation, biological process: cytoskeleton-dependent intracellular transport; cytoplasmic microtubule organization. Gene Ontology annotation, molecular function: microtubule binding; dynein light intermediate chain binding.